Molecule: messenger RNA, 4013 nt
Organism: Salvelinus fontinalis (brook trout)
Lineage: Eukaryota; Metazoa; Chordata; Actinopteri; Salmoniformes; Salmonidae
Product: phospholipid phosphatase 3-like
Exons: 8
Coding region: 637-1614 (325 amino acids)
Biological process (GO): signal transduction; phospholipid dephosphorylation; phospholipid metabolic process
Molecular function (GO): phosphatidate phosphatase activity
Source: RefSeq, a predicted model, not a curated record
GAGAGAAUAGCCUAUGGUGUGGGAAUGAGGGAACCAAAACAAGUUUCUCACCAACGCAAUGGUUUUUCUUUUUUUUUUCUUGAUAAGAGGACGGAGUGAGAGAGAAUAGCAUAUGGGGUGGGAAUGAGGGAACCAAAACAUACUGUAUGCUCAUUUUUUAGGCCUAUAAAGUUGGGAGAUAAAGAUAGAAAACAACUGAGACGAUCUACCGCCGCGACGCCCAUCCCCGUAAUGUCUCAUCCCUGAACGUUUCACAACUACCGGUUGACUGCGGCUGGAAUUGUGACGGAUCUGGAAUUGUGACGGAUCGACGCACUGAGCGUGUCAGGGCGAGUUUUAUAGAAAUGCGUUUGGAAAUAAAAUCAGUAACAAAAACGUCUUUCAAAAUCACUUGGGGAUGUUCGACUCACGAAGUCGAUGCUUGAAGGAAUUUGAUUUUCAACUUUGACAUCUCUUAACUGUUUGGAUUAAUUCUAUUUUUCAAGACUUCCAUGUUCGCAACAGGUCUCUAUCACAGGCCAACUUGUUGCUAUAGAAAUUAUAUCAGUUGUAGGUCAAUGUGACUCAUCUUUCUUAGUUUGAACAACGGUCAAUAUUGAGUUGAACGUUGAACCACUAACUGGAUAAAACAAGAAGAUGUUGGAGAAAUAUUCCCGGCACAGCCCCGGAGGUGCCGCCGUCCCGAACACGGACCUGCAACUCAAACUACCAGAGAGCAACGUGGGUACCAGAGGACAAGAGAAAGAUAACGGGUCUGGGCAGAAACUAGUGGAGAUAACGGGACCGGCGCUGUCCAAACGGAAACUACUGGUCGGUCUGGACCUGCUCUGUCUGGUUCUGGCCACCAUCCCGUUCUUGGUGUGUGAGCUGAAGGCAGUGAGUCCAUAUAGCAGAGGGUUUUUCUGUGGUGAUCCCAGCAUCAUGUAUCCAUACCUACACAGAGAAGCUAUACCAGAUCAGCUGCUCAUUACUGGUGGGAUCAUCAUCACCGGACUCACUAUAGCUUUAGGGGAGUGCUACCGGGUGCAUUACCGAGGGGUCAGCUCCAAAGCCUUCGUCAGGAACCUCUACGUCUCAUGCCUGUAUAAGGAGUUAGGUUCCUUCCUGUUCGGCUGCUGCGUCGGCCAAUCCCUGACCAACAUGGCCAAGCUGAGCGUGGGGCGGCUGCGACCUCACUUCCUGUCUGUGUGUGGCGUCUCGUAUGCCUCGCUCAACUGCACCCCCGGAACCUACGUCUCCACGGUAACCUGCAGACAGACAGACCACCGAUUGGAGGAGGAGGCCAGGAAAUCCUUCUUCUCUGGUCAUGCUUCGUUUGCAAUGUACACCAUGCUGUAUUUAGCAUUCUACCUCCAGGCCAGGUGGUGUUGGCGAGGGGCCAGGUUACUCAGACCCCUCAUACAGUUCUUCCUGGUUCUGCUAGCUGUGUAUACAGGCCUGACUAGAAUAUCUGACUAUCGACAUCAUCCCUCUGAUGUCAUCACUGGCUACAUACAGGGAGCCUUGACCGCUUAUUGGGUGGCCUUCCACGUCUCCUCCAUGUUUAAAGACUACAACUCUACCCUCUCUCCUAGCCUGGACAACCCCCCGUCACCACACCUCCUCCAUGUUUAAAGACUACAACUCUACCCUCUCUCCUAGCCUGGACAACCCCCCGUCACCACGCCUCCUCCAUGUUUAAAGACUACAACUCUACCCUCUCUCCUAGCCUGGACAACCCCCGUCACCACACCGUCUGUUAGGGGAUAGGUCUGUGUGUGUUUCUGUGUUAGUGAAGUGUUUCAGAACAAGUCCUGUGAAGUCACUUACCUCACUAUUCUGUGAGAGAGAGAGAGAUAUGGAGAUAGAGAGAUUAAGAGACAGAAAGGGAGACAGGAUAAAAAAGAGGGAGAGAGAUAGGGAAACAGAGAGAGAGAGGGGGUAUAGUGGGGGAACCUGUCCUCUGUAGCUCAGUUGGUAGAACCUGUUCUCUGUAGAUCAGUUGGUAGAACCUGUCCUCUGUAACUCAGUUGGUAGAACCUGUCCUCUGUAGCUCAGUUGGUAGAACCUGUUCUCUGUAGAUCAGUUGGUAGAACCUGUCCUCUGUAGCUCAGUUGGUAGAACCUGUCCUCUGUAGCUCAGUUGGAAUAACCUGUCCUCUGUAGAUCAGUUGGUAGAACCUGUCCUCUGUAGCUCAGUUGGUAGAACCUGUUCUCUGUAGAUCAGUUGGUAGAACCUGUCCUCUGUAGCUCAGUUGGUAGAGCCUGUCCUCUGUAGUUCAGUUGGUAGAACCGGUCCUCUGUAACUCAGUUGGUAGAGCCUGUCCUCUGUAGCUCAGUUGGUAGAACCUGUUCUCUGUAGCUCAGUUGGUAGAACCUGUUCUCUGUAGAUCAGUUGGUAGAACCUGUCCUCUGUAACUCAGUUGGUAGAGCCUGUCCUCUGUAACUCAGUUGGUAGAACCUGUCCUCUGUAACUCAGUUGGUAGUACCGGUCCUCUGUAACUCAGUUGGUAGAACCUGUCCUCUGUAACUCAGUUGGUAGAACCUGUCCUCUGUAACUCAGUUGGUAGAACCUGUCCUCUGUAACUCAGUUGGUAGAACCUGUCCUCUGUAACUCAGUUGGUAGAGCCUGUCCUCUGCAACUCAGUUGGUAGAACCUGUCCUCUGUAACUCAGUUGGUAGAACCUGUCCUCUGUAACUCAGUUGGUAGAGCAUGGCAUUUGCAAGACCAGGAUUGUGGGUUUGAUUCCCGGGGCCUCCCCAUAUGUAAAAAUGUGUACAUGACUGACUGAAAGUUGAUUUGGGUAAAAAGUGCCUGCUAAUGGAAUAUGUAAAUCCAUAUUAGUGCCUCACAAACUAUGUAUGCAAAUAAUCCACUUUUAAAGGGCUGAUCUGGGAUUGGUAGGUCCACAUCUGUUUUUUUUUACUUCUUAACGAAUGAUAACAGAGAACGCUUUGUUGUUCUUUUGAAUCCCGGAUUGCCCCUUUAAUUAAAGUCCACCUAUACUAAACCAGACUAUUAUGUUAGUCCGGGAUUCAAUCUGAUUGUGCUUUGUCAACAAUGCUAUUAACGCCAUUCAUAGGCAAUGUCCGCACCUUUCGGGGGAGACGACAUUCACCGCUGCAUAUGUGGGUUCAAUGGGAAAUGUUUAAAUGGUGUGUUGUUGACAAAGCACCAUGGGAUUGAAUCCCGACCUGAGUGUGGCUCUUCUAGCUAAAGCUGCUAAUCAUCCUUACAAUUAUUUUUUUAAUUCUUUGUACAUAUGGUAUUUAUAUAUCCCCACUAACACGGUACAUAUAGUAUUUAUAUAUCCCCACUAACACGGUACUAUUAGUAUUUUCUACUACAUAUAUCCGAAUUAUUCACCAAUUACACAGCCACGGUACAUAUAGUAUUUAUAUAUCACCACUAACACGGUACAUAUAGUAUUUAUAUAUCCCCACUAACACGGUACUAUUAGUAUUUUCUACUACAUAUAUCCGAAUUAUUCACCAAUUACACAGCCACGGUACAUAUAGUAUUUAUAUAUCCCCACUAACAUGGUACAUAUAGUAUUUAUAUAUCACCACUAACACGGUACAUAUAGUAUUUAUAUAUCCCCACUAACACGGUACUAUUAGUAUUUUCUACUACAUAUAUCCGAAUUAUUCACCAAUUACACAGCCACGGUACAUAUAGUAUUUUGUACCACGCCACAUGCGGCUGGUGGCACCUUGCGGCUGGUGGCACCAGACAUUAUGAGCCGUCCUCCCCAACAGCCUCCUGUGUUUUCCUCUACAAGUUAUAUAAUUAUAUUUAAUAAGAUGUAACUAUAGUUAUGUUAAUACGAUUGUACAUAAAACCAGCGAAUGUAACUGAAAUGAAUGUGAACGUUUACUUUCAAUCGUGUCAAAAUGCACUCCAUUGUAAUGUGUUGCGUGUGUUAUACUAUGUGUGUGUGUGUGUGUGUGAUUCUAAGCCAGUGUGUGUGACUCUACUGUACAGUCUGUAACUAGAAUAACCACUAACUAUGAACUACUAUGUUGACUUUUUAA